AUGAAGGCUAGAAUAGUGAAAGAUAUACUGUUGAUUGGUCAUUCGUUCAUUUAUUUGGCUGCACUAGCCUCGCUCUACUGGCAGAUACCAGGGCUUUAUGGAGAAAAAGGACUGAUCCCAGUGGCAUCGAAACUUUCUUGUGACAAGUCAUCAUGUCAAUCAUAUCAAAAUGGCGUAAAUAUUUUGCCAAUUGUAAUAAAAUUUUUCCGCAUAGCACCAUCCUAUGCUUUGCAAGUUGUUAUUUUGUUCGGAUUAGCAAUUGCUUCUUUUUCCAUAAUAUUCAACUUCAUGCGUAAUACCAUCACAUAUGUUUUUCUUUUUGUCGUCUAUUCUACCGCAAUUCAGGUUGGCGACGUAUUUCUUCGAUUCCAAUGGGACAGUCUUCUUAUUGAGUCUGGAGCAUUAUGCAUUCUUAUAGCUCCGUUACCAUUCGUGGGAUCUUCACCAGCAGAUAAUAUUUCGUUGUACCUGAUGCGCUGGUUGGUGUUCCGGCUUAUGUACGCAUCAGGUGUGGUCAAACUCACUAGUCAUUGUCCUCUUUGGUGGGAUCUCGCCGCGCUGGACGUGCAUUUCGAAAGUCAGUGUGUGCCCACAUGGAUUUCCUAUUACGUUCAUAUGUUGCCAAAAUGGUUCAAGCAUUUGUCAACCGCUCUUACACUCUAUAUUGAAAUUAUUUUGCCGCCUUUGUUUUUAUUGCCAUUGAAAUAUGCACGAUAUUUUUCGUUCGGUCCUCAGAUUUUACUUAUGGCUUUGAUUAUGGCAACGGGUAACUAUAACUUCUUCAACCUUCUGAUAUCAAUCGAAUGUAUAGCAAUAUUGGUGGAUUCAGACGAAUUCAAGUUUUCUACGAGAGGCAUAUAUCCACGAUUUGAGCGUUUGUUGACACGUUUGGGAACGCUGAUAUCAGCUGUCUUGAUAGCCUUAAGCCUAUGUUUUUUUGUCUAUUACUUUAAUGUUGGUAUUGAUGGAUUUAAAAUAGUAUCUUCAAUUGCAUUCACUGCGCAACAGUUUGACGAAUUUGUUGAAGAGUCGACUGUUUGGUUAUUAUACAUUGGAGUUAUUGGCUUCGUCGCUGAAGUUAUUACUGCAAUACUAAGGUACUUCACUGAAAUUCAUGAAUCAAAAUUGCUUUCAUUACUCCAUCUGGUUUAUAUAAUCAUUAUUGCAACUUUCUUCUUUUCAAUCAGUACCGUAUCAUUUGUUGUCAUAAGUUAUCGAGCACAGGAGCAAAUUCCUACUGUGGUGAAGUACAUGCAUCAUUAUUCGCAAUCCUACGAACUGACUCAUUCAUACGGAUUAUUCAGAAGGAUGACUGGUUUGCAUGGUCGACCAGAAAUAAUCUUAGAAGGUUCAUAUGAACUGAAUGGUUCUUGGACUAUGUUUGAUUUCAUUUCAAAGCCUGGAAAACUCAAUGGAAGACCGCAAUUCGUGUUGCCGCAUCAGCCGCGUUUAGAUUGGCAAAUGUGGUUUGCUGCUUUAGGAACGUAUCAUAAUAAUGCAUUCUUUCUUUCUCUUGCUUAUCAUUUGUUACGAAAUAAUUCAGAAGUUACUUACCUCAUGAAGAAAUAUCCAUUUGAAUCGAAGCUUCCAAAUUUCAUCCGAGCAAAUCUUUAUCUUUAUCAUUAUACCAAGAUCAAUUUGAAAGAUGAGUGGCCUAAGGACUACUGGCGACGUGAUUUCCAGCAAAAAUACAUGCCACCUAUUACUCGCGAAGAUACAAAAUUAUCCGACUAUUUGCACCGAAAUGGCUUCGUCCUUAAAGAACAAUUUACAAUAAAAAAUCAGAAUUUUGACCUGGAAAACAAAUUACAAACUCUACAUGGUCUUAUCCGAACACUCGUUCCGACCACAUUUGUUGAUUCAGUCAUUCUUGCGCAUGUAGUUUUAUUUGUAACGUAUACCAAAUUCAGAAAAGUCACAGUUAUACAGUCAUCCAUUAUGAAUUGA
Messenger RNA from Cercopithifilaria johnstoni, 1947 nucleotides. Lineage: Eukaryota; Metazoa; Nematoda; Chromadorea; Rhabditida; Onchocercidae. The record is from the annotation of a GenBank genome assembly.